Molecule: messenger RNA, 7518 nt
Organism: Sarcophilus harrisii (Tasmanian devil)
Lineage: Eukaryota; Metazoa; Chordata; Mammalia; Dasyuromorphia; Dasyuridae
Gene: KCNN1
Product: potassium calcium-activated channel subfamily N member 1
Exons: 11
Coding region: 1231-2940 (569 amino acids)
Biological process (GO): potassium ion transmembrane transport
Cellular component (GO): neuron projection; plasma membrane; neuronal cell body
Molecular function (GO): calmodulin binding; small conductance calcium-activated potassium channel activity
Source: RefSeq, a predicted model, not a curated record
CGGGUGUGGGAAGGGGGACAAUGGGGGCAGGAGACCAAAGUUAGGGCUGUUGAGGUCUACCUGGAGGUCUCCAGUGGAACGCCCUCUGUACUAUUUCGACUGCCAAGUGGACGGAGGGCUGGAGACGGCCUGCUGGUCAGUGACAGGCUAAAGCGCUGGAGGACACCGAGCUUCUCCCCUAAGCCAAAGCCCGUGUUUUAAACAUUGCUGGGCUUGCAGCGCGCUCCUAUGGGAGCCAGUAACUGAAAUUGAAGCUAAGGGCCCCCCCAUCCCCAAAGGGCAACGGAGCCCUGCGGGGUGGCGUGAAUGGACUGUAACGCAUGACAGAGGAGGAAACCGGGGGAAUCGUGGAAAGGAAGUCGUCCAAGAAAGGCAUGCGCUAAAAUGGACUGUUCCCAUUCGGUGAGAGCCCAUGGAACAGCCCAAGUCCUCCUCUGGUAACCUGGACACGUCUCCCCAGCGACUUGUCCGGCCCGGGAGACGAGACCCCCAGGGAUUUUUCAAUAGUGAAAAGUAGACCCCCAAAGGGACUCCGUGCACAGAGUAGAGCCACACUUAAUACUCGGUUCUUAAGCUCCGCUGGACAAGGACAGGCUAGAACAAUCCAGAAAGCUGAAGCCGUGGGUGGGUUGGACCAAAUGUAAAAGUCUUCCUUUUGGGGGCAAAGAAUCAACUUCAGAACGCCACGAGAGAAGCCCAAGAGUUCGUCUGGAAAACCCCAAACUUAGUGGACUUCAGGGUGCCUUUGGCGGCAGCCCAGGAAGCCAAUGCCUUUAACUCUGGGAUGGAGGGAUAGUGUCCGGAACUGGGGAGCUAUUUAGUCCUCCCGCCCUCUUCUCUGGUCAGACCCCAUUUGGGAAAUUUUAGGUUAUAGGAGUCGAAUUUUAGCAAAUGAUUAGAAGAGGAUAAAAAUACAGAUUGGCCGAGGAGCUCAAUUAGGACUCUGAAGAGCCUUGAGUUUGUGCUAUCCAAGGAUCAAUCAAAGUUUGGAGAAAAAAGACCCGAGGGGGACAUGACAACUGCCCUCAAGUAUUUGUGGGGCAUUCCUUAGACUAGUAUUUGGCCCCAGAGAGACAGAGCUAGAAGGAAUGGGUGUCACUUGCAAAGAGGCAGAUUUAGUUUUGAUUUAAGGGAAAACUUGUUAACAAUGAAAGCUGUGGUGCCAAAAGGGAAUGGGCUGCCUCCAUUCUUUGGGUUCUUUGUCACUGGAUAUCUCCAAGCAAAGGCUGGAUGACCACUGAGCAGGUUGGCGUCGACAGUGGGAGGCUGAGCCAUGCCGCCUCAAGAUCAGCCAGCAGCGAGCCCAACCCCUUUGUCCCAAGAGCUAUGAACAGCUGCAGGUACAACGGGAGUGUUGGGCAGCCCCCAGGUGCUCUCGGCUUUUCCCUCCACGAGCCUGAGAGCCAGCCCUUGCAGGCCCUGGGUGGCGGGGGCACCAGCCGGAGCUCGGGCCUGGAAGUGGUCGUGUCUAAAGGGGAGCAGGUGCGGGUAUCCCCGGCUAGCCUGCACGAUCGAGUGGAGGAGGCGGAGGAGGAGGAAGAAGAGGGAGACCACACUUCCCGGAGGGGCCCCCGGAAAACUCAGAACAUCGGCUACCGGCUAGGACACCGUCGGAUCCUCUUCGAGAAGCGCAAGCGGCUCAGUGACUACGCUCUUAUCUUUGGCAUGUUUGGCAUCGUGGUUAUGGUGACUGAGACGGAGCUGUCCUGGGGCGUCUACACCAAGGAAUCUUCAUAUUCAUUUACACUAAAAUGCCUUAUCAGCCUCUCCACUGUCAUCCUGCUGGGUCUCAUCAUCAUGUACCAUGCCCGGGAAAUCCAGCUGUUCAUGGUGGACAACGGGGCCGACGACUGGCGCAUCGCCAUGACGUACGAGCGCAUCUUCUUCAUCGCGCUGGAGCUGGCCGUGUGCGCGGUGCACCCCGUGCCCGGCCACUACCUGUUCACCUGGACGGCGCGGCUGGCUUUCACCUACACCACGUCGGUGGCGGACGCGGACGUGGAUGUCAUCCUCUCCAUCCCCAUGUUCCUGCGCCUCUACCUCAUCGGCCGGGUCAUGCUCCUCCACAGCAAGCUCUUCACGGACGCCUCGUCCCGGAGCAUCGGGGCCCUCAACAAGAUCCACUUCGACACCCGCUUCGUCAUGAAGACGCUCAUGACCAUCUGUCCCGGCACCGUCCUGCUCGUCUUCAGCAUCUCCUCCUGGAUCAUCGCCGCCUGGACCGUGCGCGUCUGCGAGAGGGAAAAAAUGUACCAUGACAAACAGGAGGUGACCAGCAGCUUCCUGGGGGCCAUGUGGCUGAUCUCUAUCACCUUUCUGUCCAUCGGCUACGGGGACAUGGUGCCCCACACCUACUGCGGGAAGGGCGUGUGUCUCCUCACGGGCAUCAUGGGUGCGGGCUGCACAGCCCUGGUGGUGGCCGUGGUGGCCCGGAAGCUGGAGCUCACCAAGGCUGAGAAGCACGUGCACAACUUCAUGAUGGACACUCAACUCACCAAGCGGGUCAAAAAUGCUGCCGCCAACGUACUCAGGGAAACGUGGCUCAUUUACAAACACACCAAGCUGGUGAGGAAGCCCGACCAUGCCCGAGUUCGGAAACACCAGCGUAAGUUCCUUCAGGCCAUCCAUCAGGCUCAGAAGCUGAGGAGUGUGAAGAUGGAACAAAGGAAGCUGAGUGAUCAGGCUAACACUCUGGUGGACUUGGCCAAGACCCAGAACAUCAUGUACGACAUGGUGGCUGAGCUCCAGGGGCGCAGCGAGGACCUGGAGAAGCGGAUCACGGCCCUGGAGACCAAGCUGGACACUCUGGGGGCCACCCUGCAGGCCCUGCCCGGCCUCAUCACCCAAGCCAUACGCCAGGUGCCGGCCGUGGCUGGGGACGGGGUCGCCGGGACCUCCCCCCGCCGGCGCCUGGCCCCGCUGGCCCCCGACAGCGGGUGAGCCUGGGCGGCGGGGGCAGGGAGACUUAACUCGGACCUUUUAUGUUUAGCCAUUGUGUGGCUGAUCUCAUUUGCUUUUUCUGUAAAGCCCUGUACAGUUAUCUCUCUUGGAGUUCAAGAUGCUGGAGCGGAGCCCGGCCUCCUUCAGCUGGGGCCCUGAGCCCUGGUGGCCCUCCUCUCCCGGUCUGGGUCCCCAGGGCUGAGGGUGGCGGCAACCCCGCUGCCUCCCUGCCUUCCCCUCCCCCCCCAGGGCCCCCUCCGAGGGCAGAGACUGGCCGCUGAGUCCCCCUGGAAACGGGGGCUCCGGAUGCCGGGCCCCCGGCGCCCCUGGCCAGCCUCAGAUGUCCGGAUCUGAGGGAGUCUCCGGGGCUCUUGUUCCCUGGGCCCCUGGGAACUGACUGGAGCCUCCUCAGAGUUGGGGUCCCCUCCUCCCGCCGCAGGGGUAAGGGGCUGGCCGCUUGCCCACUUCAGAGAGGCGGAAUCUGUCGGGGAGCUGAGCCUCCCUCUGUUCCUCCCGCCCCCAGCUCUGUGGGGUUGAGGCGGGCAGGGGGAGAGGAAUACGGUAUAUGGGCAGUGAGGGCAGGGAGGCUCAGGAAGCAGCAAGGAGAGCAUGGUGGAGAGCAAAGACCCGAGACCCCCGAGUUCUUACCCUUCCCCCCCAAGGCCCCUCUCGUCACUUCGCUAACACCUUUCUGACCCAGGGGGCUGACUCCCAAGAGGGCUGGGCCACAGAGUUAAAACUGUAUGGGGGUAUGGGGAGGUGGGGAAGGUUUCACUGCCAUUAGCUCCAGCCCAGGUUCCCGGGUCCCCCUUUGGCAGAACAUCCCAGCCAACCCUCUGGGCCUAUGAGAGGGGAAGGAGGCUCAGCAGUCCCUCUGAGGUGCUUGUUGCCACCAGUGGGAGCUGGCUAGACAUCCACCGGGGAGGGAAGGAGGCUGGUGGCUACUGGGUCCUUUCCCUGCCCCCAGGAGCCCCUCACACUCAGAGGCCAGGUCCCUGACUGGAGUAACUGAUCCAACACUGCUUAAGCGCCACUGUCUGCAGAGCUUUGUGGAAGCCCAUGGGGAGAUUUCGGGGAUCCAUGAGCUUAGAGGAGAAAAACGACAUCUUUAUUUUCAGUGAUCUUUACCAGAAAUUUAGGAUUUCCUUCAGUGGGGGCCCCGAGGCUUCAGCAGGCCAGCUGAGGGGUCCCCGGCACACAUACAAGACCAAGAACCCCUGGUGGGGUGGGGCAAGGGCCAGUGAUCCGAGGGGUAGCUGAGCUCCUCCCUGCUGGAGUCCCAAUGAUAACUAACCCAAGAGUGCAGAGAGGGGAGAGGUCUCUCCAAGGGCCUGGUCAGGCUUUCCGGAGGGGCCUCUGACUUGGGCUUUUUAAGAAAGGUCAGGUGUUCCAGACGUAAGGGGCUCCCCCAGCCCUGGGUCGGGGCAGGAGGGGACUGGUGGAGAUCUGCCCCGGAAAGGCUUUGGAUUGUGCUGGGGAGGUGCUAGCCCAGAGGCUUUCAAUCAGCCCAAAAUAUGGAUCUGGCGAUGGGCAAUUGCCCGGAUAGUCCAAGGUGGGGCCCUCUGGCCCUGCCUCUCAGAGCAGAAGGAGAAGGCCCUCCCUCGGGCCACGGAGCGCUGGGCACAAUUGGGGGCCCACCCGGUGUCUCCAGGGAGCACAAACAACAGGGCCUCGGCCCAAGCCAAGCCCGUGGUUCCAGGAUGCCCCACCGAGAACCUCUCCUCGAGGCCCAGUCUCCUCCACCACACCUUAGAGCAGGGGUUCCCCAACUUCUUGGUCUCAGGACCCUUUUGCACUCUUAAAAUUACUGAGGACUCCCUAAAGAGCUUUUGUUUAUCUGGGUCAUACCUACUGAUAUUUACUGUAUUAGAAAUUAAAAUGUCUUAGUAUUAUUAUAAAACUAGUUUUGAUCUUGCAGACCCCCCCUAAAACAGGCUCAGGAACCACUAGCACUCCCCAGGGUCCCUGGGCCACACUUUGAAGUCAACAAGCAUUUAUUAAGUGCCUACUGUGUACCAGGUACUGUGCUAAGUGCUGAGGACUUUUUCAAUUCCCCGGGGGCCUGGGAGUUUCCUCAGACUGGGAUCCGGGGUUACCUUUAGGCAAGGUCCACUUAUAGCCUAUUCCCUAGGGCUUGGGGUGUUGAGGUCACGGGAAAAUAGAUGAACUGGGAAGGCAGGUGGCUUUUGGCUCUCAUUGAAUACAAGCCCCUUGGCCCCCCGUGAUCCUGUCCGCCCACCCAUAGAGUAAGAGCGCUGGGCUGCCUCAUUCCUAGGUCCCCUUCUAGUAUGCUUCCCCCUGAAGUGGUCGUCUGUAAUCUGGCGUGGCCCUUCUAGACUUGGCCACAGGGGGGCGUGCGGAGAUCGAGCCACAACUUGAGCUGUCCCCCAGAAGGGACCUGGGGCUCCCUUGAGAGAGAGAAGGGCUUCCGGCUCCCCACAUGGCUCUGCGAGAACCGGGGGUGCUUCCCAGCUGCUGGGAGCCCGCCUUGACUUCCCCUCCACUCUGCUCUGCAGACUUCCCCCGAGCACUGCCUUCACCUCCCUCCACCCCUGAGACUUUGUAAUGGUGGGAACCCCCUCAUAGGCUCCCAUCUCCCUGGGGGCAGGGAUUGCCACACAGCUCUCCUCAUCUCCAACAUUCUUACAAAUAGUAGGGGGCUAAUAAAUGCUUGUUGCAAUUAAGAUAGAGGAAAAGAGCAAGACUUGUGGUCAAAGGGCCAGAGGAGGAGAGGAAGUUAAAAAGUGAAACAGAGAAAGGGAAGUCCACAUAACCUCCUCCCUCCCCCAGUCUUCAUUUAGAAUAAGCUGAAGGUGCUGCACACAGCAGGUGCUUAAUAAAUGUCUUGAAUUCCUUCGUUGGGGUGGAGUCCUUCACUCUGCUGUGUCUACUGAGUGCAGCAGCUUCAGGUUGGCCCCCAGCAGAGAGCUGGCUCCAUAGCUUAGUUUUCUGGGCACUGCUCAGCAAAGUCCCUUCGGGGUUCCCAAGCCUAGCCACCCCUUUAUCCCAGGGGUUAACCCUUAUGUCAUGGACCCCUCUGGCAGUGUGCUCAAGCCUAUGGAUCUCUUUUUAAAUGAAUAAAAUAAGAUCCAUAGGGUUAGAAAGGACGUGAAUUAUAUUGAAGUACAGUUACUAUUUUGAACAAGUUUGUGGACCAGGUUGAUGAGCCCCAAGAUCCUUCCUCUGUUGGAAAUCCCUUUUUUCAGCAGCUGCAGGGGGAGGGGGAGCAGCCUGUUGUUUGAAAUCCUGAGGAGCUGUUAUCAGGGACACCAAACUGAGGGCCCCAGACAGGAUGGGGGCCGUUAUCAGGCUGAGCCCAAGUUGGAGGGAGGCCUGGACACCUCAGAUAAGGCUUGUUUUCUUUUCCCCUAGGACAGAAAACAUAUAGCUACAGUUGGGGCCUCGAGGGAAACAAAUCCAGCUAGGUUCCCUUCUCCCUCCCAUCAGAAUCUGAAAGAUUAGUCGGGCCUUUAGAACAAAGAACAUUAGAGCUGGUGGUCUUAGAACAUGGAGUGUCAGCUGACAGGACCCUUAGAGCACAGACUGUCUGAGCCAGAAGACCUUUAGAACAUAGGGUAUCGGAGAAAGGACUUUGGCGCAAACAAUAGCAGAGCCAGGACGGACAGUAGGACAUAGCAUCAGAAUCUCAAAGGGACUUUCAGAUGCUGUGUAGUCCAGGCUCGGUCCCCACAGCAAUCCCUUCUGCAGUUUCCCCUACAGGAGGAACUCCAGCCUUCCUAACAGGGCAAGUUUCUAUGUAUGAAAGGGAGCCUGGGAAAAUGGGUAACUUCUCAAUAAUCAGAACUGUCCAAGUCAGGAAUGGCCUCUGGUGGCUCUUAUUAGGAAAUUUCUAUUUAGAUGGAACCAAAUCUGCCUCUCAUUUCUCUGAGACAUCAUGGAGACGUCUGUCAUAUCCCCACUGUCUUCCCCAUUCUCCCAGGGCAAAUAUCCUGUUUCUUUCAUCAUAAAAAUUGCUUUCUACGGCCCUCACUAUUCUCGUCACGUUCCCUAAUCUUAAAACAUCACACCCCAGGUUGAAUGCAAUAUUCCAGACAUGCUAUGUAUGACCAAGGCAGAGGGAUGACAGGAUCAUCACCCUCUUUGUUCUAGACAUGAUACUCCAUACAGUUGAAUUUAUUUUUUUCCCUUCAAGUCACGCUAUUUGUAUUAAGCCUGUGGUCCACUGAAACCCCCCAGAUCUUUCUCAGGCAAACUUUUCUCUAGCCACAAUUCCCUUAGCUUGUACUUGUGAAGUUUUUUUUUUUUCUUUUAAAUCCAGGGUUAUGUCUGUUCAACUGUAUUAGACGCAGCCUAUUGCUCUAGCUAAUUGAGAUCUUCAUUCACUGUGUCAGCUAUCUUCCCCAACUUCAUUAUCCAAGUCAAGAGCAUUAGACUUAGAAUCAGGGAGACCCAAAAUCCUGCUUCUGAAAAUAGCUGUGUGGCUGUGGGCAAGUCAAUUACCCUCAAUGAGUCUGUUUUCAUGUGUGAAAUGGAGCUAAUGCCUGUGCUACCUACCUCACAGGGUUGUUGUGAGGCUCCAAGGGAAUCAUGUGUGUGAAGUGCUUUGGAAACCUGAAA